Molecule: messenger RNA, 5569 nt
Organism: Plodia interpunctella (Indianmeal moth)
Lineage: Eukaryota; Metazoa; Arthropoda; Insecta; Lepidoptera; Pyralidae
Product: cell adhesion molecule Dscam2-like
Exons: 34
Coding region: 173-5455 (1760 amino acids)
Biological process (GO): dendrite self-avoidance; homophilic cell-cell adhesion; axon guidance
Cellular component (GO): axon; plasma membrane
Molecular function (GO): cell-cell adhesion mediator activity
Source: RefSeq, a predicted model, not a curated record
CCUCCGAGGGCGAGCCACGUGUUGAGCUUUCGAACUUCGGAGGGAAAAGUUUACGUGAUCGGAACAAUGAACUUAAUGAACUUCUGAUAUGCUAGAAAUGUGUGAACAAAGUGCAUUGGACGCGAUGCCACAUUUUGGCGGUUUUUGGGAGGGUGAUUGCGGAGUGUGAAUUAUGGAAGGUCGUUUGAUCUUACGGGCAUUAAUCGCACUAGCGGUGGCCCAAGCGUCAAGCUCGAGCGACAAGCGGCCGCACUUCACUGCAGAGCCGCCGUCGCGCGUGCUGUGGCCCGCCACACGCGGCGCCUAUGCAGUCUGCCGCGCUAGUGGCCAUCCCGCGCCUGAUGUCCACUGGGUCACCGCUGAGGGACAGCUUGUGUCUACUAUACCUGGACUAAGACAUGUCCUGACUGACGGCAGACUGGUGGUAGGAGCUCGAAGGUCUCUCUUGGAUGCUGGCAACGGCGGUAGUGGUGCCAUACUGCGAUGUAGGGCUUCCAAUCGAGCCGGCACCGUGCUGUCCAGGCCUGUGUUGCUGCAACCAGUGGAGGACAACGUUUUAUCUCACACGGCACGACAGCUGAUCCCUGCAAAAGUGGGAGGUUGUGUGGUGUUGAGGUGUGAAGUGUCCCCUCAGGUAGGCCUAGUGGACAUCACCUGGUUGCAGGACGGCCUACCACUAGCUUCAGGAUACAUGACACCUGAAUCCCGUUGGGUUACUGGAGCUGGGGGGUUAUUACAAGGUUGUGAACUGACGCAGGCGGAUAUACAAGCUGAAUAUACUUGCAUGGCUUUAGAUAUACCAAGUCCUCCUCUCAAACUAACGACUGAUGAUAGCAGUUGGCUAGAAAAUAUUGAGUUAAAUUCGAUUGAAGCUCGAGCUGGGGACAUUGUUGUUAUGCCGUGUAUAUUGAGGCAUAUGAGUGGACAUGGUAUAAGUUGGCAGCGGCAGGACGCCAGCGGGGCUUGGUCUGCCGUCGCUGGUGAAGGGACAGUGCGUGGUGGAUCCUUCAUCAUCCAGAACGCACGGGACCAUCACGCCUCAAGAUACGCAUGUGCACCGGCUGCUGAAUCUGCACCGAAGAUGAUUAUACGACUGGUUGUUUACGAACCACUGACUGUCAAUGUUAGCCCAAAUCCAUUGAUGUUGGGCACGGGUGGAACAGGCCAUUUAAAUUGCUCUGCGCAAGGAGGCCGUGGUGGUGGAAUCACCAUGGGAUGGCAACACGAGGGUCGGCCUUUACAUGCUCCUCAAUCUCGUCUUACCCUGGGUCCUAUACGGUCACAUCACGCGGGUACUUACCAAUGUACCGUACAUGACCAUUCAGAAUCGGCUGUUGCAGCUGCUGAAUUAAUUAUUGCUGACAGACCGCCAAAAUUAGUGUCAACAUUCAGUGAAGCUGCGACGAGAAUUGGUCAAAGUAUAGCUUUGAGGUGUGCUGCAACGGGUGUACCUCCGCCGAGGAUUCUCUGGACCUUGGAUGAUAAACCACUACCAGCUGCACCAGACAAAUAUAGUGUCAAUACAAGAGCUGAGAAUUUAUCUGGCAGUGAACAAGGUACUAUUGUAUCUACUCUCAGUGUGACAAUAAGGACUGCAGACGAAGGCGGCAGAUAUGGGUGCAAUGCUACUAAUUCUAGAGGAUCUCAUGCUCACCAUGCAAGACUGAACGUAUAUGGGCCACCGAAUAUCAGAUAUUUAUCUGCAAUACAUGUAAAGGCUGAUACAGACAUUAGUUUAUACUGCCCAUAUUCAGGGCACCCAAUUAAAGAAGUUGUGUGGCGAAAGGAGGACGGGUCUUUGGUAGACAACGUAGAAUCAGCUGAUGACCGUGUCAUACUCAGGUUGCACUCUAUAAGGAGCUCCGUCGCUGGAAGUUACACCUGUGAAGUUCGAGCGGAAAGUGGAGAGUUAGCACGAAGAACUGUUCGCAUAGAAGUUCACAAGCCGCCUCGAAUAGCAUCAUUUCAUUUUCCUGAAGAACUAGAAGUAGGAGGAAGUACACAAGCUACUUGCAGUUUAGUUUCUGGAGAUAAACCUAUAAGUUUCACAUGGCACAAAGACAAUUUACCUAUUCCAUCAGUACUUAAGGUGGAACAAAAAAAUAUGGAUUUUUUUACGAUUCUCAUAAUUCAGGAUCUAACCUCCGCUCACAGUGGAGAAUACACUUGCAAAGCUACCAACGAUUUCGGGACAGUUAGUCACACCGCAACGUUAAACGUAAAAGAGUCACCAACGUGGGUGUGGCGUGCGCAGAAUACCUCAAUAUCAGCUGGUUCUGCUGUUUUGUUACCUUGUUCUGCCAAAGGCCAACCAUCUCCAAGGAUAACCUGGGAAUAUUCGACAGAUGGAGAAAAUUGGCGUCAUAUAUUGUGGGGUCAAUCUGAAACUACUGACACAAGCGGCGGUACAAUCCUAUCAGAUGGCACAGUUUGGUUGAGGGCCACGUCUCCGGAACACGAAGGCUGGUACCGAUGUACUGCACGGGCUCAACACGCAUUUUUACAUCAUAGUUUCUACCUUGAUGUAAGAGAGCCUCCGAGGUUGGCCCGAGGAGGGGGUGGUGGGGAGACCAGAUGGGUCGUCAGGGGCUCCACCGCUCGCCUCACUUGCACCGUCAGGGGCGAGCCUGAUCUCCACAUCCAUUGGACUCACGACACCAGACCUUUGGCGCUACAUGGCAGUGGGGGCGUAGAAACAAGGGACAGUGGAAGUGGAACGAUAACUUCGGAAGUUACUAUAACGCACGCCAAUCCAGAACAUGCCGGUGAAUACAAGUGCCUAGCUAAGAAUCUCUACGGCAGCGAUGAGCUGGUUUAUCGUCUGUUUGUAAAAGAGCGACCAGCCAUGCCAGAGGAAGUAAGAGUAUCCGAAGUAUGGUCACGCAGAGCCCGGGUCACAUGGCGGAUAGCCCGCGGGGCUAUGGUCUCACACUACUCGCUCCAAUAUCGCUCUCUCACUCGUGAGCUAACCAACGCCCCGCUCGACGCUCCCCUGCCCGCUAUGCUCGACAAUUGGGCCACCCCUGAAGUCCUCAACAUCACAUUGACUAACUCGGAUUUGCUACAUGUCGCGUCAGAGGGUCCGGGGCGAGCCGGCGCCUCCGUCGCGGGAUUAUCCCCGGACACCCGAUACGCGCUCCGUCUGGCAGCCUUCAACGACGUCGGCGCCUCACCCUUCACGGCCCCACUUCACUUCACCACCCGGGAAGAGGCACCCGGGGGAGCGCCGCGCGAUAUCACACUCCGUGCACUUAGAGCCCGCGAGCUUCAUGUCACUUGGCAGCCACCACCAAGAGAGACUUGGCACGGGACUCUCCUGGGCUACACGAUCCGCUGGUGGGAAGUGUCUGAAGACGGGAAGGGCGCAGUGUCAGAUAGUCCAGGGUCUGAGAGCGGCGCCAGCGCAGACGCCACCAGCACCACGUUGAGAGGCCUGAGGGCUGCUACUAGAUAUGGAGUGACUGUGAGGGCCUACAAUGCUGCAGGCACUGGGCCUCUUUCACCACCGCAUUACCGACAUACUUUGGAGUCACCCCCAACGGGCGGUCCUGAAGGCGUAUCUUGCAUGUCGAGCGGGUCGUCCUCGCUGCGUGUAUCGUGGCGUCCCCCGGUGGCGGACGCCCGGGGCGGGCUGAUCACACACUACACGCUGCAGUACACGAGGCGGGACUCCGACCCCUUGCUGCCAGCGCAAGACGCAUAUCUAAGGGUGCAGGGAGAAGACGCAACAGUAUCUAGGCUAACACCAUUUGCCGAAUACGAAAUAAGGGUGCGUGCCCAUAACGCCGCCGGAGACGGUCCGUUGUCUGUCCCUCAAGUUUGUCGGACGGAUGAAGACGUGCCUAGUGCCCCAGGUGGAAUAAAACUGAUUGCUCUCAGCGAACGCUCGCUUCGGGCCUCGUGGCUCCCACCGCCGGAACCUAAUGGAAAACUGACGCAUUAUAGUCUUUACGUCAAGGACCUGUCGGGGUCCCAAGAACCCAACAUCACACGAGUGAAUGCGUGCAUAGAGCCAGAAGGAGUGUCAGUGGAAUGCAUGAGGCCGUUACGUGGCCUGCGCGCGGGCAGGACGUACGAGGCCUGGGUGCGCGCGGCGACGGCCGCCGGCGAGGGGCCCCCGUCCGCGGCUGUGGCGUGCCAGACCAGUGCUCUUGCACCAGCUCGGAUAUCUUCAUUCGGUGGCUUGGCCAUGGGAGCGGCUGGUGGUUCCCUGUCACUGCGCUGUGUAGUCGGAGGAGCCCCGCCUCCCGCCAAACGCUGGCUCCGCGCCGGCAGCCCUUUGCAUCCUCGACCACCCUUUCACCUCGAUGGUGACGCCUUAUUGAUUCGAAGUCUGGAAUUAUUACAUGCUGAUAACUACACAUGCGUGGCUGAGAAUCCUCACGGUUCUGACUCGGCAACAUGGCGGGUGGUGGUCCUAAGACCCCCUCCUCCUCCCGGCAUAUCUCUCUUGGAGGCCCGCUCCAGGGAAUUGGAGCUGGAAUUAAGGCCAGCUAUGAGGUCACCAGGACAUGCUUUGGCAAAAUCUUAUGCUAUAUAUUGGAGAUUAUCAUCGCCCGAGGGUGAAUGGCGUAUCCAAGAAGCCAGUCCUGGUCCCGUUACUCUGACAGGUCUCCGAUGUGGUUCCGCUUACAAAGCUUACGGAUCAGCUGGCGGACCUCCAGGUCCUGAAAUAACCGUGCGAACAUCUGGGGGCCCUUCGAUAGGGCCUGUAGAUGCAAGGUGGAUAAGGACCAAUUCUACUCAUGCAAGGUUUGAUACAAGUGCGUGGAGCGAUGGAGGCUGUGGCCCUGUGGCUUUGAAGAUGGAGUGGGCUGGCUCGGGCGCGGCUGGGGCCAGGGAUGUGCCCAUUGGAGGAGAAGUUGUCUUAGGAGGUCUGACACCGGGUUCCCGCUACCGGUUGGCGGUUCGGGCUACUAAUGAGGCGGGCAUUACUCGAGAGGUGUAUGAGUUCUCCACGGCCCCUCCUGAAGGAGGCUUCGCGGAAGAAGUCGACGCUCCUUUCCCUGCUACUGCGGGGGAGUUGGCGUUGCUUCUAGCGCUGUGUGCAGCGUUGUCAUUGGCCGCUCUCACCAUACUAGCUAUACUACUUAGACGUAAGAGGUCUGACGGUGUCGUAGCCAGAGUGACGACAAGCGCUGAAAAGCCAUCAUGUGGCACGUAUAGGGCGCCUCCUCACCAAACACCUAAACUGCCACCAGACCCUCCAGACGUGUACGAGAUAAGCCCGUACGCAACAUUUGCGGGUGGACCCGCAGCCGUGUCCGGCAGCUCCCGCGCAUACACCCUGCAGCUGCGAGCGCUCGCGCGACACGACGAUGACGCGGCGCCGCCUGCGCACUCCUCUUGUUGUGAUGAAGAAACGUGUGUGGACGCAUGUGAUGCUCAACGCCGGCGCAGACGUCGCCGGCACUACUGCCCAGAUCAUGGUUGUUCACAAGACUCAGGAAGUUGAGAAACGACUGCCGAAUUGUUUAGUGAAAAAUAUUUAGUCAGUGUAACUAGCUAAUUCAGUUAUACAUAUUAAUAUGUAUACAAAAAUUUAUACAAUAAUAUUAUCCAUUUAUAA